AUGCGGGGAAAGGAAGGGGCUAGGGUCUCCAUCAUCGAUACAAGGAAGCUUACAGGCCCACUGUACUUCGCCAAAGCCCUUGUACAGCAGAAUAAGAUCCGAAUCCCGGGCUACAGCGGAAUUGGAGAAUACCUUAUCUGGGGAGAGAUUCAGACGCCUGCGAUAAUUUGCUCCUUUAAGAUCACUACGCUCAUCCAAAUUACACAAAAGCAUGAAGAUAUCAGCAGAAUUCUGCAACUUGGCAGGAUUGCCUCUUAUAAACGUGUUCGCGGAAAGCUACGAACAGUUCUUUCAAAGGAGACCGGCAGUAUGAAUCUGGAUCAUGCUUCUGGUGUAAGCUUGGGUAAAUUACUCCAUCUUAUCAAUAUGCCCCAAGAAUAUUAUCAGAUGGUCGGUGAGGGCAUCCUCAGGUCAUGGCAAUUACGGAAACAGGGAGACUGGCAGGAAUUCUGCCAAGGCCUUGAAGUUGGAUUCACCCAGUUACCUCAAACAACCUUCAGUCCAUAUUCAGUCAACCUGAAUGCAACGCCUGCAGGACGAUCUCUGGCCAAGGGAAUUGGAACAGAUUAUCUUGUUCAGCAUGACACCGUUUUGCAUGAAGAGGAUGAAGAGGGAUUCGAAGAGAUAGAAGAAGACGACGAAGACGAAGAAGAGAAAGGUGAUGAUGAUAAUGACGACAUCCAGUCCACCUUUGACACUCCUUGUCCAGUUCGGCUAGCUCACUCUGUUUCGUCUAUUACCCCCCUGGUCACUCGGCCCGUCAAUCGAAUUGAACUCUACAAUGCCGCUACUGGAAACUGGUUUCUGGCCCAAGAGUCACAGCAAUCAACUCCUACAGAAGUUGAGUCUUCCUCUCCAGAAUCCAGCGUGAUUGUCUUGGACGACUUCGAAGAAGAAAUUGAAGAGCUUGGGGACCUGAUUGUGGGGGAAGAUAUGCAUGAUCUGGCUACACCUGAGCAUCCCCUGAAGGAUCAAUUCGCCACGGAUCGCGAGAGGAUCAAACGUCUUCUAAAGUGA
Aspergillus udagawae is the source of this 1017-nucleotide messenger RNA. RefSeq lists its product as uncharacterized. The coding region runs from base 1 to 1017 and encodes 338 amino acids. The transcript has a single exon. Lineage: Eukaryota; Fungi; Ascomycota; Eurotiomycetes; Eurotiales; Aspergillaceae. The record is from RefSeq and is a predicted model, not a curated record.